GCAGGGAGUGAAGCAUGAUGAAACACUUAACCAUUGUUGAGGUUUCUGAAUAUUAAGAUAGACAGAGCCUGGAGAGACUACCCAGAAUAAGAAAAUACUAGAGCUGGCACUUCCUCAAUAAGAAUGAAGACCAUUUCUAUCUUCUACUGUCUUCUAUAUGCUGCUGGGAUAGAGGGAACAGACAUCAAUGUAGAGGGAUUCGAGGGAGAAGAAGUCUCGUUUCAGUGUUCCCACAAACUUGCGUGGAAAAACAACAAAUACUUCUGCAAGGAUCCAUGUAAAGGCAGUGAAGAUAUACUGGUUACUGUACAAUCUGGUAGAAGAGUGGAGUCAGGGAGGAUAGCUCUGGUGGACUCGGGGGACGGAGUCUUCACUGUGACCAUCAGUCAGCUCCAGCUGUCAGACUUGGGGAAAUACUGGUGUGCAGUGGACAGGCCUGGUUUUGAUACAUUCACUGCAGUACAUCUCACUGUAAAGGAAGUAUAUACCACUGUUCCAUAUACCGAUGAGACAAAGACUGUCAUACCUGAACCUUCUCCUACAUGGACACAUCAGAGUAUUUCCAACUCCACGCAAUUUACAUCUGGAAUGGACACCAGUAGGCCUGCAAACAUUUCAACAGCCUUGAACAGCACUAAUGGAGGAGGACAGAACACCAUCACAGGCACCGUGUUGUACGCUACAGUCGGGGCUGUUGCUGUGCUCACUAUGUUGGUGCUGACAACAAUGCUCGUCAGGAACCGCAGAGAAAACGCCAAAGUUCAACCACAAGUUUGCUCCGACAGCACUGACCUCGUCAGUGCAGAUAAAAGAGGGGGCAACUCUAAUGAAGUGCAGUCGUUUACAAAGUUAUCGGAGAAGUUCUCUUGUAGUCACCAUCCAAAGCAGGAUCCACCAACAGCUCCCUCCGCAGCAGCUGAAUGUAGUGUACACAUGCAUAUCUAUGAAAACAUCCCCUGCUCCACAGGAACUGCACAUUCAAGAUACUCAGUUGCAAACGCCCAAGACGCACAUGACAUCAGCCCUAGAAUCUACAUCAAACCUCUGCCACCUAUAUCUGAAAGAACUAGAGAAGGCUAUCUUAGAAAACACAAAAAUAAACCUACAUCAACUACAAAUGCGAUAAGCAGUUCUACAGAGAGCUGUACAAGCAGCGCAUCAGCUUGUCACUCCCGAUCUUACAAUGAUUGCACAGAAGUGAGGCCCAGAUCACUUUGGUUUGGUUUGGAUUUAUCAGAAACAGCAUGAGUGUGUGCUCAAUGGUGGGAUUUUUAUGGACAUUAAUGGACAACUGAAUUGUACCUCCUCUGUUUGUCCAGUUAUAACCAACAUUUAUCUUUCACUUUGAGAGAAAAAAAUUGUAAAACCAUGCAAAAUUGUUAACCUAUGGCUUUUUACUGUCACAGACUUAAGAUAAAAUCUAAAGGGCACAGGAAAACACUUUUUAUUGUCUACCCUAUGUAUGUAGGUCACUGUGUGUGUGUGUGUGUGUGUGUGUGUGUGUGUGUGUGUGUGUGUGUGUGUGUGUG
Molecule: messenger RNA, 1529 nt
Organism: Perca flavescens (yellow perch)
Lineage: Eukaryota; Metazoa; Chordata; Actinopteri; Perciformes; Percidae
Product: CMRF35-like molecule 1
Exons: 6
Coding region: 124-1248 (374 amino acids)
Cellular component (GO): plasma membrane
Molecular function (GO): transmembrane signaling receptor activity
Source: RefSeq, a predicted model, not a curated record